CAAAUAGCAGCCCAGAGAAGGGGGAAGAGAAAAAGCAAAGAGGCUAUUCAUAUUCAUAUCAGUUUCCACUUUGCAUCAGGCAGCUGUUUGCUCUGUUGCUUACUUAGAGUGAGAUCACCAUUCCAUUUCUGAAGUUAAAUAGCUUUCCCGCUAAAGUAGAGAGGAUAUCGUUCAUGGGUAAUGUUUAACUGAAGAUGACGGGUCGUUGGACAACAUGUUGCAAUAAAAAAAAAGUAACCAAGAAUGAAUUACAUGAAUUGGACUCUGUGGCAGAGAACAAGAAGGAAAAGAUGCAAAUGAAGCAAGAAAUCACCUUGCUUAAUGGCAUUUCUUUAAUUGUAGGGAACAUGAUUGGAUCAGGGAUAUUCGUAUCACCCAAGGGUGUGCUAAUGUAUAGUGGCUCGUAUGGACUUGCACUCCUCCUCUGGGCCCUUGGUGGGAUCUUCUCCUUGUUUGGAGCGUUGUGUUAUGCUGAACUGGGGACAUCCAUAAUUAAAUCAGGAGCAAGCUAUGCCUAUAUUCUAGAAGCUUUUGGAGGAUUUAUAGCUUUUAUCAGACUAUGGUCUUCCUUGUUGAUCAUUGAACCUACCACUCAGGCAGUCAUAGCAAUUACUUUUGCUAAUUAUAUUGUUCAGCCAAUAUUUCCAUUCUGUGAGCCACCCUAUGGAGCAGUUAGGUUGAUUGCAGCCGCCUGUAUCUGCUCUCUGACUUUUAUUAAUUGUGUCAAUGUGAAGUGGGGAACCCGAGUACAGGAUCUUUUCACAUAUGCAAAAGUGAUGGCUCUUAUUACGGUCAUAGUUGUGGGGCUUUAUAAAAUUAGUCAAGGAGAAACUGAAAACCUUAAGGAACCGUUUGAAGGUUCCACAACAAAUGCAGGAUUUGUUGCACUUGCUCUUUAUUCUGCCCUCUUUUCCUACUCUGGAUGGGACACAUUGAAUUUUGUCACAGAAGAAAUGAAAAACCCAGAAAGAAACCUUCCGCUUUCCAUUGCCGUAUCAAUGCCUAUAGUGACUAUUAUUUACUUGUUGACCAAUGUGGCCUACUAUGUCGUGUUGGACAUGCCUGCUCUCUUAGCAAGUGAUGCGGUGGCUGUGUCAUUUGGUAAUGAAGCUCUUAGCCACGCUAAGUGGAUCAUCCCUAUUGCAGUGGCAAUGUCUUGUUAUGGAGGAUUAAACUCAUCAAUUAUUGCAGCUUCAAGACUUUUUUAUGUUGGAGCUAGAGAAGGACAUCUCCCUGAUAGCCUGAGCUUAAUUCAUAUAAAAUGUUUCACCCCUGUUCCUGCUCUUGUUUUUAAUGGUUUAAUGACUUUGAUUUAUCUCCUUGUGGAAGAUGUCUUUCUCCUGAUAAAUUACUACUGUUUCAGCUACUGGUUCUUUGUUGGACUAUCCAUUGCAGGAUUAAUAUAUUUAAGGUAUAUCCAGCCAGAUAGGCCAAGGCCAAUUAAACUCAGUCUGUUCUUUCCCAUUGUAUAUUGCAUAUGCACCAUUUUCCUGGUUAUAGUGCCUCUCUACAGUGAUACAAUCAAUUCUAUUAUUGGAAUUGGCAUUGCACUCUCUGGGAUUCCCGCUUACUUUUUGGGAGUUUAUUUACCAGUAGAAAAGAGACCUUGGUAUCUUCAGUGGCUUUCUGCUACCACCACGAAGUAUGCUCAGAUGUUAUUCUGUUGCUGUCUGACAGACUUGGACGUUGAAACAGAGGCACUGGAAAUCAAAGCAAAGUAGACUUAUUUGGACAAUUUCCACACUUCACGCAGCCAAGCAGCUGGAAAUCCUCCUCUGUGCUGUAGGGUGU
Candoia aspera is the source of this 1791-nucleotide messenger RNA. Its product is annotated as Y+L amino acid transporter 2-like. Bases 195 to 1721 code for a protein of 508 amino acids. Gene Ontology annotation, cellular component: membrane. NCBI's taxonomy places the organism in Eukaryota, Metazoa, Chordata, Lepidosauria, Squamata, Candoiidae. The record is from RefSeq and is a predicted model, not a curated record. The transcript has 10 exons. Gene Ontology annotation, biological process: amino acid transmembrane transport. Gene Ontology annotation, molecular function: L-amino acid transmembrane transporter activity.